Messenger RNA from Cuscuta campestris, 2560 nucleotides. NCBI's taxonomy places the organism in Eukaryota, Viridiplantae, Streptophyta, Magnoliopsida, Solanales, Convolvulaceae. The record is from the annotation of a GenBank genome assembly.
CAUCCUCGUCCCAACAUUUUAAACACUGGAUAAAAUCAUAACUCCCUCUUUCUUCCUCAGACCACACAACGCAGAUGGUCACCAGCCAUGAACACACCAGCUUCCAGAUUCUCCCCAUUUUCAUCAUCUACCCAUAGCUUCUCCUCGCCUCCUUCCUCAGCUGCAACCACUUUUGCAGCUUGCAGAGUCAAAGUUGCCCAAUCAAGUCAACCCCCCACCACCACCUCCUCCCUGGUCACCACUACCCCUAACCAGGUAUCAAAUGGGCAUCAACAAGACCAAACUCUUCUCAAUCUUCUCCGGCAGAGGAAAACAGAAGAGGCCUGGGCUGCCUGGCUGGCUUGCACCAGAUCAGAUCAUCUUCCCAACCCCAUUUGCCUUAGCCGCCUGGUCUCACAAUUAUCCUACCAGAACACCCAGGAAGCCCUCACGCGUGCCCAGUCCAUCGUCCGCCGCCUCCAAGCUGAGAACCAGCUCAGCCUCCUCGACGCCAACUCGCUCGGCCUUCUUGCGGUGGCGGCAGCUAAGUCCGGUCAGACUCUGUACGCCGCUUGUAUUAUCAAGUCUAUGCUCAAAUAUGGGUACCUCCCACAUGUCAAAGCCUGGAGCUCUGUAGUCAGCAGGCUUUCCUGCUCUGGCGAUGAUGGCCCCUCCCAGGCUUUGGCUCUAUUUGCCAUAGUCAUCAAAAGGGUCCGACGAAUCUCGGACCCCGAUGUGAUAAAAGACUCCAGGCCUGACACAGCCGCCUAUAACUGCGUGUUGAAUGCCUGUGCAAACCUGGGUGACACUAGGAACUUUUUGCAACUGUUUGAGGGAAUGAGUGAGUUUGGUUGUGAACCGGACGUUUUGACAUACAAUGUGAUGAUGAAGCUUUGUGCUAGAGCUGAUAGGAAAGAUUUGCUUGUGUUUGUACUGGAGAGGAUAAUAGAAAAGGGAAUACCUUUGUGUAUGACAACAUUCCAAUCCCUUGUGGCAGCUUAUGUUGGUUUUGGCGAUCUGGAAACCACAGAAAAGUUGAUUCAGGCCAUGAGAGAAGGGAGGAGAGAUCUCUGCAAGAUGCUAAGGGACGAUGGCUCAACAACUUUGAAUGAGCAACCAGGUUUAAACGAGAGUGACAUGUUCAAGAAGUUACUUCCUAAUUCUGUAAAUUCAGUAGACAAAGAGCCACCAGAGUUACCUCGGGUGUUUAAACCCAAUUCGAGGAUGUAUACCACUUUGAUGAAAGGUUACAUGAAGAUGGGCCGAGUUAAGGAUAUAGUAAGAAUGCUCCAGGCAAUGAGACACCAGGAAGAUACUGCAAGCCAACCGGAUCAUGUGACCUAUACAACUGUUAUUUCUGCUUUUGUGGAACAAGGAUCAAUGGAUCAAGCACGAGAAGUCCUGGAUGAGAUGGCCAGAAUUGGAGUUCCUGCAAACAGAAUCACUUACAACAUUCUCAUUAAAGGGUAUUGCCAGAAAUGCCAGAUAGACAAGGCUGGGGAACUUGUGAAAGAGAUGGUAAAUGGCACUGGGAUAGAACCAGAUGUGGUUUCUUACAACACUCUCAUGGAUGGAUGUAUAUUCGUUGAUGAUAGUUCAGGGGCCCUUUCGUACUUCAAUGAGAUGAGAGCAAGAGGUAUCGGUCCCAAUAAAAUCAGUUAUACAACAUUGAUGAAAGCUUUUGCUUUGGCUGGCCAACCAAAGCUAGCUAACAAGGUGUUUGACGAGAUGGUAAAAGAUCCUAGGAUAAAGGUUGAUUUGGUGGCUUGGAACAUGUUGAUUGAGGCGCAUUGUAAGUUGGGGAAGAUUGAUGAAGCCAAAGCCAUAAUUCAGAAGAUGAAAGACAACGGAACAUUUCCUAAUGUGGCUACGUAUGGGAGUUUAGCUAAUGGGAUUGCAUUGGCUAGGAAGCCUGGAGAAGCACUACUGCUGUGGACUGAAAUAAAGGAGAGAUGUGGGAUUGAAACGGGAAUACACCAACCUAAUCCUUCAGCUGCUCUCCCGCCGCUGAAACCAGAGGCAGGACUUUUGGAGACACUGGCUGAUAUAUGUGUCAGGGCCGCGUUCUUUAGUAGAGCUUUGGAGAUAAUAGCUUUCAUGGAGGAGAAUGGGAUAUCGCCAAAUAAGACAAAGUAUAAAAGGAUAUACGUGGAGAUGCAUUCGCGUAUGUUUACAAGCAAGCAUGCUUCAAGGGCCAGGCAAGAACGGAGAAAAGAUAGGAAAAGAGCAGCAGAGGCUUUCAAGUUUUGGUUGGGAUUGCCUAAUUCUUACUAUGGAAGCGAAUGGCAUCUUGAUUCUGAAUAUGAUAAUUCUGACUCUGCCUAAACCAUAUUAUGCCAGAAGAUGUUGGUGAGAAAAAUAAAAUCAGGAGAUUGUAGCAUGGACAUGUAUGUAUCAUAUUGAAUAUACUAAUACAGUACCAGUAUAUAACUAGUCCUUGAAUUUUGUUUGAAGGGCCUGAUACACUGAUACAUUAAAUUAAAUAUUACAGAGUAACAUUCUCUAUUACAGAAUACUGGGAAUUUGAUAGAAAGAGAGCUAAAUUGUAAAUUUCCAUAGCUAAUAAUCAACCUGGCUAGGU